Molecule: messenger RNA, 1092 nt
Organism: Trichechus manatus latirostris (Florida manatee)
Lineage: Eukaryota; Metazoa; Chordata; Mammalia; Sirenia; Trichechidae
Gene: TSPO
Product: translocator protein
Exons: 4
Coding region: 431-940 (169 amino acids)
Cellular component (GO): endoplasmic reticulum; membrane
Molecular function (GO): cholesterol binding
Source: RefSeq, a predicted model, not a curated record
UACAGGCUUAGAAAGGCCUGGAGAGGGCUUGGAGCCCGCUCUGCCUUGCCUGCUAGGGCAAGGGGUACCUGGUACAAGCCGUGUGCCCUUGGACGGAUGACAGGAGGGGCGGGACUGGAGCCUCCCCUAGGGGUGAGUGACAGCACUGUUCCAAAAGAGGGGCAAGGAGAGGGUGGCCGCGGGGGCUGUGUGCAGCAGCGUCCGCUCAGGGCGCCCCGCACCCAGCAGGCCUUCGACCGCACGCGGGGCCUCGGGAUGUGGGCGGAGGCUCUGGCGGAUGUCUGUGGGGCUGAGUGGGGUCCUCUGCCCCAGGACAGCAGCAGGCAGCACUCGGUUCCCGGGAAGCUCCAGCGCGCAGGCCACUGGCCGUCAGAAAUCCUGAGGAGCAAGUGAGGGGGGAGAACUUUCCGGAGCAGCAGUUGCAGCAGCCAUGGCCCCGCCCUGGGUGCCCGCUGUGGGCUUCACUCUGGUGCCCAGCCUAGGGGGCUUCCUGAGCUCCCACUUCAUCCAUGGAGAGGGCCUCCGCUGGUAUGCUGGCCUGCAAAAGCCCUCCUGGCACCCGCCCUACUGGACGCUCGGCCCCAUCUGGGGCACGCUCUACUCGGCGAUGGGGUACGGCUCCUACUUGGUCUGGAAAGAGCUGGGGGGCUUCUCAGAGGAGGCCGUGGUCCCCCUGGGCCUCUACGCCGGGCAGCUGGCCCUGAACUGGGCAUGGCCCCGCAUCUUCUUUGGUGCCCACCAAAUGGGCUGGGCCCUGGUGGACCUCCUGUUGGUGGGUGGGGUGGCGGCUGCCACCACUGUGGCCUGGCACCAGGUGAGCCCGCUGGCUGCCCGCCUGCUGUACCCGUACCUGGCCUGGCUGGCCUUCGCGGCCACACUCAACUACUACGUGUGGCGGGACAACCGCGGCCGGCGCAGUGGCCGGCGGCCCCCAGAGUGAGGAUGCCCGGCCGAGGACUGCGGCCGCUGCCCAUCAGGAGCUGCUGUCUCACGGCCACGGGCCUGCUGCUCCGUCUGCGUCACCAGAGGCCUCUGGUGGUCCGGGCUGAGCCCCCCCGCCCAGGAAGGGCUCCUGAGCAGCGUACUGCACCU